Angiostrongylus costaricensis is the source of this 1482-nucleotide messenger RNA. The record is from the annotation of a GenBank genome assembly. NCBI's taxonomy places the organism in Eukaryota, Metazoa, Nematoda, Chromadorea, Rhabditida, Metastrongylidae.
AUGGCGGGCGUUUUCGAUAUCGAGCUAGACGGAGGCGAGUCUCAACGCUCUGAUGGCGGUGCACUUCAAGAAGAAAUGGAAGACGAUCAAAUGUAUAGGGACGUUGCUGAUGGCGUGAUAACUGAUGCCCCUCCAAGUUCAUCGUUUACUCAAGAUCCUAUGGUGGAAGCCAUCGAUUUAUCGUGUAUUACUGUCAAUCAAGGUGUUCGAGUCGGACCAAAGGACUUCGAAUUACUCAAAGUUUUAGGAAAAGGUGGAUAUGGAAAGGUAUUUCAAGUUAAGAAAACGACGGGUUCUGAUAAGGGGAAAAUAUUUGCUAUGAAAGUUCUUCAGAAAGCGACUAUUGUUAGGAAUCAGAAAGAUACUGCACAUACCAAGGCAGAGCGAAACAUUUUGGAGGCUGUCAAGAGCCCAUUUAUCUGUGAUUUACUUUAUGCCUUCCAAACUGGCGGCAAACUUUAUCUUAUAUUAGAGUACCUUAGCGGUGGAGAACUUUUUAUGCAUCUAGAAAGAGAAGGUAUGUUUUUGGAAGAUACGGCUUCAUUUUACCUUUCUGAAAUAGUUGUGAGUCUGGAACAUCUUCAUCGGCAGGGUAUUAUAUAUCGAGAUCUCAAACCGGAAAACAUUCUUCUUGACGGACGUGGCCAUGUGAAACUCACUGAUUUUGGGCUGUGCAAGGAGGCGAUUGAAGGCGAUCAAAAAACACACACAUUCUGUGGAACUAUUGAGUACAUGGCUCCGGAGAUUCUAAUGCGGUGUGGACAUGGCAAAGCUGUUGACUGGUGGAGUUUAGGAGCUCUUAUGUUUGAUAUGUUAACUGGCGGUCCACCUUUCACUGCAGAAAAUCGCAAGAAGACCAUUGAUAAGAUUCUCAAAGGCCGACUUACCCUGCCUGCUUAUCUCUCAAUUGAAGCUCGUGAUCUCAUUAAGAGAUUGCUGAAAAGACACGUUGAAACAAGGCUUGGAGCAGGUCCUGAAGAUGCGGAGGAAAUCAAACAACACCCCUUCUUUCGUCACCUCAACUGGGAUCUCGUUUUUGCUCGACAACUGGAGCCACCAUUCAAGCCCGAAAUGAAAAGCGAAGAAGAUGCGUCUUUGUUUGACACUAGAUUCACAAAAAUGACCCCAGUUGAUUCUCCCUGUGAUUCAACAUUUAGCUUAACCGGUGACAAUCCUUUCGCGGGUUUCACUUAUGUGGCUCCGUCUGUUCUCGAAGCAAUGAACCAACCGGAUCCUCCACAGACCGCAUCAGCGGCAGGGUUUUCUUCACUACAUAUACUUCCUAAUAAUACGUUAAGCAUAUUUUUCAGCUUACAAGAAACUCAUAGUCAUCCAUGCGAGCAUGACGUUAACCACGGACCCCUCUCACAUUUACUGACAAAUGCCGCCGAUCCGUCCUUGUCAUCACGAGUCGACGACGCUAUGGAUACCUCAACAACGCCUCGUGCUUCGGAAUCGAGGGGAAACCACCUGUUGUCAUGA